This is a messenger RNA of Sporisorium graminicola, 2193 nucleotides long. RefSeq lists its product as uncharacterized. The coding region runs from base 1 to 2193 and encodes 730 amino acids. Gene Ontology annotation, biological process: regulation of transcription by RNA polymerase II. The record is from RefSeq and is a predicted model, not a curated record. The transcript has a single exon. Gene Ontology annotation, molecular function: DNA-binding transcription factor activity, RNA polymerase II-specific; RNA polymerase II cis-regulatory region sequence-specific DNA binding. Gene Ontology annotation, cellular component: nucleus. Lineage: Eukaryota; Fungi; Basidiomycota; Ustilaginomycetes; Ustilaginales; Ustilaginaceae.
AUGACGACCAGGUCUACACAACGGGGUCAUGUCGCCGUCGACCUCUUUCACGGAUGGUCGACUGACGUAGAGCCCGGAAGCAGCAGUAGUGGUAGCAGUAGCGCAUCCACACUACACAAUGACGCGGACCUCAUCCAGGACCAACAUGACUCUCCACGAUCGAUUACCGACACCGCACUACGUUUCCAGACCAUUCUCUUUCCGAAGCGAGACCACUCUUUCGCCGUCUCACUGUAUACCGGCUGCAAGGACGAAGAAGAAUUGGAAAAGCAAGAAGUUGAACGGUUCAAGCGUCUGCCUCCCUCCAAGCGUCCCGGUGUGUCUCACGCCAAGAAAACACCACCCGACCACAUUAAACGCCCUCGCAACGCCUAUAUCAUCUUUCGAUCGCACACCGUUUCGCAAAAGCUCAUCCCCAAAGAGGUCGAGAACGAUCAUCGCAACAUCAGCCGCAUCAUUGCACACAUGUGGAAGAGCCUGAAACCCGAAGAUCGCGCGCACUACGAGCAGAUUGCCAAGGAGGAAAAGGAGAGACACAAGCAGCUGUUCCCCAACUACCGCUACCAGCCCAUCACGCGCCGCGCCGAGGUGAACAAGCGCAACGUCAAGAAGCUCGAGAAUGGCGACGAGGAGUGCCAGGAGAUUGCCGACAUCAUCCUCAAGGCGCAGGGCAAGGAGGGCGUCGUGGUGAGAAGCGAGCCGUCUAAGCAGGUGAAAAGGGUACGCGAGGCGACGCAUCCCGCUUUUGCGCGCGAUAAAUCGGCGCCGCGAAGGAAACGAGCCAAGGUAGCAGAGUCCAAGAAGAGCGAGCUUGUAUCUUUUGGUACUGCAGAGCAAGCACUAGAGACGGUUUUUCUGCAUACUUCGCCUUGCAAUUCGACUACGUCAGCCUUUGGAAGCGAUGCCGGAAACGAGUCGGCGCCAGUCCCCUCGCCAGAGCCGUUUCGGCUUGCCUCGAGAACGUCCUCGGUCGAUCUGGGCCAGGCGGCAGCUUCGCCAGAUACGAAUCCUGCCACAUCAGAACUUUCCGGGCGUCGAGCUUCCUCGGCGCCCAUCCUGCGACCCGGCACUCCUCCGUCGUUUUUCGAGCCCGUGGUCUUGGUCAAUGAGCAAAUUCCAUCGUCAACAGACUCGCUCAGCGUCGAAGGCAAUGAGCUACGCUCCGAGACAGCCUUUGCGCAAAUCGAUGGAUCGCAAUGUGCCACUAUGCCGGCGCCAUCAUGGAAGAGCCGCAAGCCUCUGCCUCCGCCCAUCCCCAACACGUGGCAGCUGUGCUCGUACGACGACCAGUCGCUGCCUUCGCCUCGCACGAUCGACAGCUUUGCGUGGGGAAACAAGGCGACCGCCACGCGCCCACGAACCGCGUGGCCCUCGACGCCGAGCUCGGGCACUUUUCGUGACUUCUUCCACCCUUGGGCAUUCGAGCAUGCCAACGGGUCGAUGCUCGUCUCGCCGAUGACGGCGACGUUUCAGGAUCUGCGGCGUCGCAGCUCGCUGGUGCGGUCGGGUCUGCUCGCCGCUCGACGCCCUGGCUCGUUUGGCGUGGACGCGGAAGGCACGGAAAAUUACGCGCACAGUCUGCUACCCACGUCGGGCCUGCGCAUAGCGGACGCACAGCUGCUUGACGAGGAGGCUCAGGCGGCUGGCGAGCGGCUGGGGUCCGAAGCGGGGGCGGUUGAAAUGGCCAACUUUGCCUUUGAUCCUGCGUUGGAGGGGGAAGGCUACGAGCCAGCUGUGGCCGAUUCUACAACAACUCCGGCCUUGCGAGGGGAGCAUGCCGUGCAGCAUGCGUGUGCACUUCCGCGAAGUAAGCCGGACAGUCCACGGCCUUCAUUUUCGGGCAGCACGCUGGCUGCAGCAGCUCGAGACUGGGCUAGCAUGAAGAGGCGUCGAAGCAGGAUGGCGCAGUCCACUGUUGCACGUGCUCUCAGCGAAUCGAUGGCCACGUCCAGCGGGUUUUCUGCCACUUGUGACGGAAGCGACGAUCCCGUGCAGCGUGAAGCGGACAAGUCUGGACGGUCCAAGAUUAGCCUGGAGGAGUCCCUGGAGCGCGCAGUCAUGCUGGCUCUCGGCAGAGAUCAGGGACAUGCUUACGAUCGCGGCGAGCAGAGCUCUAAGAUUGUCCAGCAGAUCCUCAUCUCGCUCAGUGCGGAGCUGGGGUUUCCGUCGCAGCAGCAGUCUGCUUCGGCGUAG